AAUUCACAUUUCAGUUUUUUUCAUCCAUCUCUCUUUCACCAAAGCUUUAAUGGAGUACAGCUCUGAUGAAGAGUCAGAUAUCAGCGAAUCUGAGAUUAGUGACUACUCUCAGAAGCCAUAUGAAGAUUUAAGGGCGGGUAAAUACAAGGUUAAAAAUCUGAAUGGCACUGUUAGAUGUCCUUAUUGUGCUGGGAAGAAGAAACAAGAUUACAAAUAUAAGGACUUGUUGCAACAUGCAUCUGGAGUGGGUAAGGGUUCUGCCAACAGAAGUGCAAGACAAAAGGCAAACCACCUUGCUCUGGCCAAGUAUUUGGAGACUGUUCUAGCCACUGAAUCUGAGCAAAUCCAGCCUCCAAUUUUAGCCCAAACUGUCAAUCAACCUCUACAGCAAGAUGAUCUUUAUGUUUGGCCUUGGACAGGGAUAAUUAUUAAUAUAAAGAGUAAAUUGCAUGAUUCUGGAUACUUGUUGGAGGAAUUUGCCAAGUACAGACCACUUGAUAUUCAUAUAUUUGAUACUCAGGCUGUGGUAGAUUUUAAUAAUGAUUGGAAUGGUUUCAUGAAUGCUAGUGAAUUUGAGAAAAUGUUUGAAACUGCACAUCAUGGUAAAAAGGAUUGGAAUUCAAGGAAGUUGCAGGCUGGCUCAAACAUUUAUGGAUGGGUUGCACGGGAAGAUGAUUAUAAUUGUGAAGGGCCAAUAGGGGAAUACCUCCGCUACAAAGGAAGGUUGAGGGCAAUUUCGGAUAUUGUUCAUGAAGCAUCUCAAAGCAAAAAUAACAUUGUGGCAAAUCUAGCUAAUGAAAUUGAUAUUAAAAAUGAAAACCUCGACGAAAUGCAGUACAAGUAUAAUGAGAAGACUAUGUCCUUGAGUAGGAUGCUCGAGGCUAAAGACGAGCUACACAAUAAAUUUCUUGAAGAAUCAAGGAUUACGCAGCGCGAGACGCGUAACGAGGUACGAAGGAUCUUGGAAGAACAAGAAAAGUUUAGUACUGAGUUGGAGAAAAAAAGGCGGAAGCUUGAUUCCUGGAGCAGGGCUCUAAACAAACGUGAGGUACUAACUGAUCAGGAGAGGCAGAAACUUGAAGAGGAAAAGAAGAAGAAAGAUUUGAGGAAUGAAUCCCUCUUGUUGGCUUCAAAGGAGCAGAAGAUAGCUGAUGAGAAUGUCUUUAGGCUUGUUGCGGAGCAACAGAGAGAGAAGGAGGAGGCCUUGAACAAGAUCCUUCAGCUGGAAAAAGAGCUAGAUGCCAAACAGAAAUUGGAGAUGGAAAUUCAAGAGCUAAAAGGGAAAUUACAAGUUUUGAAAUAUCAUGCAGAUGAAGAUGAUGCAGCUGUCCAGCAUAAGAUGAAAGAAAUGAAUGAUGAAUUGGAAGACAAAAAAGAAAAUCUGGAGAGUAUGGAGGCCAUGAAUCAACAGCUCUUUGUCAAGGAGCGCCAAAGCAAUGAUGAACUACAGGAAGCUCGUAAAGUAUUAAUAGAAGGGUUAAACGAGAUGCUGAAUAGUCCUAGAACUGAUAUUGGGCUGAAGAGAAUGGGAGAGCUUGAUCAGAAGGUUUUUGUGAAUAGCUGCAAGAAGAGAUUUCCUCUUGAAGAAGCUGGGACAAAGGGUGUUGAGCUUUGCUCUUUGUGGCAGGAGCAUUUGAAGAAUUCAGCUUGGCAUCCAUUUAAAGUGAUCAACGCUGAUGAUAAGCCCGAGGAAAUUGUAGAUGAAGAAGAUGAUAAAUUACGGAAGCUGAAGCAGGAAUGGGGAGAUGAGAUAUAUUCAGCCGUAAUAACAGCUUUGAAAGAAUUGAAUGAUUACAAUCCAAGUGGUCGAUAUACAGUUUUCGAGCUGUGGAACUACAAGGAACAAAGGAAGGCAACAUUGAAAGAGGUUAUCAGUUACAUUGUGAAACAAAUCAGGCCACUUAAGCGCAAGAGUAGACAAGAGGGUAGAAAUAUAUAAGAUCUUAAUGGGAAGAUGGAAAGGAGAACCUUUUUUGGCGGGCUUGUAUCAGUUCUAUCUUGGUGAUUGGCAGCGGGAGAUCUUCAAUAGGUAAAUGGAAGUUAGGAUAUGCAUUAUAUGAAAGUUAGGCUUGUAUAUGAAACAUGUCUACAAUUCUGAUCAUGGUAGCGUUGAACAUCUGUAAUUUAUAAUUUCACCUCUAAAAUUUCACUUAAUACUAUUGAGGUACCAGUUCUGUGUAGGUUCGCUCCGAUUAUUGUAUGUCGAUGGAUGCAACUCAUCAUAUAAUUAACAAAAACUUCGCCUAUUGCUUAUCUUAUACCCC
Lotus japonicus is the source of this 2264-nucleotide messenger RNA. RefSeq names its product factor of DNA methylation 1-like. The transcript is spliced from 8 exons. Gene Ontology annotation, biological process: gene silencing by siRNA-directed DNA methylation. The record is from RefSeq and is a predicted model, not a curated record. NCBI's taxonomy places the organism in Eukaryota, Viridiplantae, Streptophyta, Magnoliopsida, Fabales, Fabaceae. Bases 50 to 1939 code for a protein of 629 amino acids.